ACAGAUCUCCAUACAAGACCACAGGGUGCUCUGGUCUCUGUGAGUUUGCCUCUGAAGCCCAGGAGGGUGGGAGGACUUUCUACACCCCAUCACAGAUUGAAAGUUCCUGUCAUCUUUUUUUUUUUUUUUUUUUUUAAACUGCCCGUAUCUGCAUCUGCCAUCUUACUCUGUCUAUAUUUCUCAAUCUCCUGUUUUUCCUAAACAUCGUUUCUUUAAUCAAAGUCAGAGUCCAAGUUAUUUGCACAAAUAUGAUCUACACCAGUUUGCAGCACACUGAAGAACCUCAGCGUUGGAUUUAAAACAUCCAAACUACCUUUUGGUGGAGCUUUCACUUGUGACUUUUAUUUUCAAAAGUUUACACUCCCCUUUAAGCUGACAGAGAGUCCCUGUUGAAGUCAUGUCCUCAGUUGCAGCCCAUGAAAAACCCUCCACCAACACCAUGGGACCUAAAGAGGUGGAGCUGAUCCUUGUAAAGGAGCAGAAUGGGGUUCAGUUUACUUCUACCACCUUAGUGGCUCCGGCCCCAUCUCAGACCAACCCCAGCGGUGAGGGGGAAAGGGAGACCUGGGGGAAGAAGAUUGACUUUCUCCUGUCCGUGAUAGGAUUUGCUGUGGAUCUUGCAAAUGUAUGGAGAUUCCCUUACCUCUGCUACAAGAACGGAGGAGGUGCGUUCCUGGUGCCGUACCUUUUCUUCAUGGUGAUAGCAGGAAUGCCUCUUUUCUACAUGGAGUUGGCUCUGGGACAGUAUAACAGGGAAGGUGCAGCAGGUGUCUGGAAGAUAUGUCCCAUAUUUAAAGGUGUAGGCUUUACGGUGAUCCUCAUUUCCCUUUAUGUUGGCUUCUACUAUAACGUCAUUAUCUCCUGGGCGCUGUUCUACCUCUUCUCCUCAUUCACCCGCGAACUACCCUGGGUCCAUUGCAACAACACCUGGAACAGUGCAAACUGCUCAGACUGGGCUGACAACAGCUCAAUCGGUGACAUUUACAAAGCCACUCCAGCUCAGGAGUACUUUGAACGAGGGGUCCUCCAUAUUCAGGACAGUAAUGGUAUUGAUGACCUGGGCCGUCCACGCUGGCAGCUCACUUCCUGUUUGGCUGUGGUGAUUGUUUUACUCUACUUUAGUCUCUGGAAGGGAGUCAAGACCUCUGGCAAGGUUGUGUGGAUCACAGCCACCAUGCCCUAUGUGGUCUUGACUGUGCUGCUGCUCCGUGGAGUCACUCUGCCUGGAGCUAUCGAUGGCAUUAAAGCGUACCUCUCAGUGGACUUCCUGAGACUCUGUGAUGCCAAGGUCUGGAUUGAGGCAGCAACGCAGAUCUGUUUCUCGCUGGGAGUGGGGUUUGGUGUGCUAAUUGCCUUUUCCAGCUACAACAAAUUCAGCAACAACUGCUACAGAGAUGCCAUCAUAACCAGCUCCAUCAAUUCUUUAACCAGCUUCUUCUCUGGCUUUGUGGUCUUCUCCUUCCUUGGUUACAUGUCCCAUAAGCACAACGUGGCUCUCGAUAAAGUUGCCAGAGAUGGCGCUGGGUUGGUGUUUGUCAUUUAUCCCGAAGCUAUUGCAACAUUGCCCGGAUCAUCAGUGUGGGCAGUCAUUUUUUUCAUCAUGCUGCUGACACUGGGAAUAGACAGUGCUAUGGGUGGAAUGGAGUCGGUGAUCACAGGGCUAAUUGAUGAAUUCAAAUUUCUUCACAAACACAGAGAGCUGUUCACUCUCUUCAUUGUUGUUUCCACGUUUCUCAUAUCUCUCUUCUGCGUCACAAAUGGAGGAAUGUAUGUGUUCACUCUGCUGGAUCAUUUUGCAGCAGGAACAUCGAUUCUCUUUGGAGUGCUUAUUGAAGCCAUCGGCAUUGCAUGGUUCUAUGGAGUGGAUCGUUUCAGUGAUGAUGUUGAGGAGAUGAUUGGCCAGCGACCAGGCUGGUACUGGAGGCUGUGCUGGAAGUUUGUCAGUCCCUGCUUCCUCCUGUUUAUGGUUGUGGUUAGCUUUGCCACGUUUAACCCCCCGAACUACGGCUCCUACACGUUUCCUCCAUGGGCUAACUUGCUAGGGUGGUGUCUGGCCAUGUCUUCAAUGACCAUGGUGCCUCUCUACGCCAUCUACAAACUCUGCACACUGCCUGGGAAGUUUUGCAAUAGACUGGCUUAUGCCAUCACCCCUGAGACAGAGCAUCAUCUGGUAGACAAUGGGGAGGUUCGGCAGUUCACUUUGCAUCAUUGGCUGGUGGUCUGAGAGCUACAGAGAGUGAGAUGGAAAGAGUGAAAGAGAUGUAAAGAAUGACAAAAUGGAUGCUGGGUGGAUGCAGGCAUGCACAACAAAGGUCUGAAGAGCUAAUCAGAAGAAAGCCAUUUAAAUAAUUCACAAUGACAGUGGUGGUUGGAGAAGCUUUAAAGUGCCAACAAAAAAACAAAAAAAAAAACAAAAAAAAAAAGAAGAAAAAUUAACAGAAAUUGUAGUGUUAUAUUUUACAGUGGAUGUGUGAAGCUGUGCAUUGGCCCUCUCCACCGUUUGCUGGUGAAUGGGAUUCAGUCAAACAGUUCAUGUGGUGUUCCACCAAAACAUGCUAGUUUAUGCUUCCUAGAUAUCAGUGUAAGAAAUAUUUCUUAGAUUUUCUUGCAUUGUGCAUUUGCAACAAUGAUCAGUAAAAGCCACAAGUGAGACAAUACAGUGAAUUGAUGUGGCAGAUGAAAAUAAAUAAAUAAACAUGGGGGGAAAAAUACACAAUUUACUACAGUACAAUGAUAUUGUGGUGCUAGAGUUUUGUGUUUUUUCUUUUGUCUGUUAAAAAAAAUCAUUGGUAGCCUUUAUUUGUUAUUGUUUUCAUAGUCUGGGUCAGUAUUAUGCUGUCAGAAAUUAUUACAGUGAAAAAAAAUACCACGUUUUACUGAAUCCCACUUCAUAUCAGGUCAGUUUGGUUAUUUCUUUUUAAAGACUGUUAUAAUGUUAUUGCACUGUCAAAAUACCUGCAAAACACCUAAAACAUUUUGUUUACAUCAAAAUAGCUUACCUUUUUCCUCACUGAUUCAGCAAAAAUCCAUAGAACUGACUGAAAAUAAAUGUUUUAUCAAAGAAACAGAUGAAUAUCGUGCAAAACUGAUGACAGAUGUUUUAUUUUAAACCUAUCCACCAUGUUUUAAAUGACACUGUAAGCACACAGGUGAUUGGACAUCUAAAAUAUGCUAAAAUUAUUCUAAUAAUUAUCAAUAACAGUUGCCACUGUUGUCACAUCAGCCUAAAAUGUAGACUAAGACUUAUUCUAAAUUUUCUUAGAGGGAUAACUCCUUAGCCCUCAAAAGGUCAUUAUAAGAAUGUUUUAAGGACUACAUCAGCAAUAACUUGCAACACAUUUGAAUUACACUACAAUUACUCCCUGGAAGAAAAAAAUCCUUUAUCCCAGUGAAGUUCUGGAGUCCUGGAAGAAUUCAAAUGAAAAUAAAAUAAAUAAAAAUAAAUAAAUAAAGGUCUAUCUGCAUUAUGAUAGCAUAGC
Messenger RNA from Melanotaenia boesemani (Boeseman's rainbowfish), 3479 nucleotides. It is a transcript of the gene slc6a3, whose product is annotated as solute carrier family 6 member 3. The transcript is spliced from 16 exons. The record is from RefSeq and is a predicted model, not a curated record. Gene Ontology annotation, cellular component: neuronal cell body membrane; neuron projection; presynaptic membrane. Gene Ontology annotation, biological process: sodium ion transmembrane transport; dopamine uptake involved in synaptic transmission. Lineage: Eukaryota; Metazoa; Chordata; Actinopteri; Atheriniformes; Melanotaeniidae. The coding region runs from base 398 to 2224 and encodes 608 amino acids. Gene Ontology annotation, molecular function: dopamine:sodium symporter activity; norepinephrine:sodium symporter activity.